Messenger RNA from Boleophthalmus pectinirostris (great blue-spotted mudskipper), 3685 nucleotides. RefSeq names its product splicing factor, arginine/serine-rich 19-like. The record is from RefSeq and is a predicted model, not a curated record. The coding region runs from base 160 to 1314 and encodes 384 amino acids. The transcript has 4 exons. NCBI's taxonomy places the organism in Eukaryota, Metazoa, Chordata, Actinopteri, Gobiiformes, Gobiidae.
AAGAAGAAGAAUCAUGAGGAGCACGAGGAUCAUGUGACGGUCCCGUUCGUCACGUGAUCGGCCUCUCUCCGGUGCUGUGGACUUUCCGGUGAUCUGGAGCGGGCUCUGCGGCUCUCGUGUCCCCGGUGUGUCCGCUCUGUGCCCGCUCUGUGGUGGAGGAUGCAGUUCCGCGCGGAGGAGGCGGCGGUGGUGGAGAAGGCCGUGCGUCUCGCCAUCGAGUCCGUGAUGAACGUGCUGUGCGCCGUGAACAGCGCGCGCACGCACGAGCUGCAGCGGCUGGUGGCGGACAAAGAGCAGGAGAUCCGGAGGCUGGAGGAGCGGGUCCGGGAGGCCGAGGGGGAGCUGAGGAUGCUGCGGCGGUGGUGGUCCCCGAGCCGCGCCCCGGAGCAGAGCGCAGGAGCGGGAGGAGCGGGAGGAGGAACAGGAGGAGACCCGGAGGACAGCGCCGAGCAGCGGGAGUGUGAAGUCCGAGUCUCCCUGGCUCUGAUGACGGGAGCAGCUUCUCAAGAUCCUCCUGAAGGACUGGAGCCGGACCAGACCUGCUCGCCCAAAGACCACAGCGUCCACGUCCCCGUCCCCCAGCCGCUCCCCUGUCCCCCGGAAUCCCCCGCGUGCCCGUCUGAAGGUCCGGUCCCCCACGCGCCCCCCGGCUCCUGCGACGUCCCUCAGGAGCCGGCGUGUCCUCCUCCUCCUGAAGGACGGGCGGAGUCCCAGGGCCCCGGCGGGAGCAGAGCGGUGAAGCAGGAGCCGCUCUUCUCCAGCCCCGUGCAGAUCAAGCAGGAGCCUUUCUGUCCGGACUACGAGUUUGUCCAACAGGAGGACGGGACCACGGUCUUUCUCCAGAGGGACAUGAGCGAGGACGUGUCCCCCACUGUCCAGGAUAUUCUGGGACACGAGCUGUGGCAGAGUUCGGCCGCUGGACCUGAGGACGUCUCCAUGUCCGUCCCUCAUCCUGUGGCCGUCCUCAGGGGGAAGUCGGCGGUGCCCAGGAGGGAUCAGUCUGAGGAGGCCAUGCGGCGGCGCAGGGCCUCGUGGAGAGCGGCGUCCCGGAGGUAUUACGCCCGUAAGAUGGCGCGGCUCCACACCCACGCGCCCGGCAGCUCCGCCCCGGGAACCUCCGCCCCCCUGUACCCCCCCUGCCACCCCGGGCCCCAGAGCGGCGUCCACCUCCAGCCCCACAGCCAGCCGUGGUCGUCCAGGGGCUACUCCUCGUGUGAACUGACCCCGGACCCCCUCAGACCCCUGCAGGAGCUCCAGAGACCCGCCCAGGACUGGCCCAGACCCCCCACGCAGAGCGGAUCAACACUUCUGUGACACUACUUAAAGCUCCAGUGUGUAACUUUACUUUUGGAGGCUUCGUCAAAUGCUUUUUUUUCAUGGAGAUGUUGUUGCUUUGUCUUGAAUGUUCCACAGUGUGACUUUAAACAGCUCCACUUCAAUAUUACAGGUGGUUUUAUAGCUCAAAAACGCCUCAAAAAACAGAUAGAAGAUAGAAACUGUGGAACAUUCCAAUCUUCAUGGAGACCAAAGCCAGACCAAGAUCCAGGUCAGAUCUGUGGAGAGGCGACCCCACUCACACUCACAAUGUUUGUUUUUCGAGGUGUUUUUGAGCGAAUAAAACCACCUGUAAUAUUUUUUUUUAAAGUUUAAAGUCACACUGUGGAACAUUCCAGGCAGAGUAAUGACGUCUCCAUAGAAACAAUCAGGUGAUGGACCCUGCAAACAAAAAGUUACACAGUUCAUAGUUCAUUCCUGCACUAAAGGACAGAGUCGACUUUCACAUUUCCUCCAAACUCUUCAUGUUUACAGGUCUCAGUCUUAAAGCCGCUCUGCCUGAUUUUUACUCUAAAAACUACAAAACUUUACAUCCGUCAGUUUUCUUCUGCUUUUCCGGGGUCGGGUCGCGGGGGCGUCAAUCUUAGCAGGGACUCCCAGACUUUCUUCACCCCAGACACUUCCUCCAGCUCCUCCGGGGCAACCUCGAGUCAUUCCCAGGCCAGUCCAGAGACAUCGUCCCUCCAGUGUGUCCUGGGUCGUCCCCGGGGCCUCCUCCUGGUGGGACAUGCCUCCUCGACGUGGAGGAGCAGCGGCUCUACUCCGAGCUCCUCCUGUGUGACCGAGCUCCUCACUCUGUCUCUAAUGCCGGACGUAAACUGUUUAAUGUUUUCGAUCGUUUCAUUCAGCCUCAGCUCAAACUGUUCGACUAAAUCACAGAGUUUAAAAGUUCACAGAUCAUGAUUCAUGUUCUCACACUGAACGAACGACUUCAGCAGAGAAACUGGCCACUGGAUUCAAACAGGUUUGAUUUUCUUGCAACCUACGAUUGCUGAUCGGGAACUGGUCGUGAGGUAAUACCGUGAUUUUUCGGACUAUAAGUCAGUCCGGAGUAUAAGUCGCACCAGCCAAAAAAUGCAUAAUGAAGAAGAAAAUAAACAUAUAGUGUCACUUUUUGGGGGAAAUGUAUUUUAUAAAACCAGAGAUCAGGAGCAGACAUUUCCUGUGUAAAGUGAAGUUGUAGUAAAAACACUAGAAGAGAGAAGAACAGACUGUUAACGUCACAUAUUUCACAGUUCUUCAGAUAAACUAUAAACAACAGAACAGAACAAGUUUAACCAAACUCUCCGUCUCACUCCAAAUCAAUAAAUCACUUCAGUUCUUCAUCCUCAUGUCACUUCUGAACAACUCGACCUCCGGAGGGAAACAGAGCGACGCAAACUCUUCUGUGUCGCUGUCGUCAGACUCAGACUCAGUUCCAGUUCAGGCUGUAACAAUUUCCAAAUCUCACGGUUGGAUAUUUAUUUCAGUAUUUUGGAGAGGUUAAUAUAAUUGUAGAUGUGACACUUUUUUACUUUUAAAAACACCUUGACAAGAUUUUGGUGUGAAUUAUUUCCGUCAUAAUCCCAAGAAUUCAAGUAAAAAACAUGUUUCUUCAUGUUUUCUGUGGUGAAAUGAAUCAUGGGAAAUGUAGUUCCUGAUGUUCAUAAUCUAUCAGUUCUAUAAAACUAUGAAUUUAAGCAAAGGAACUUGUGAUUCGAGAUAUUGUGACAGUCCACGAUGUUAUUGUGAGACUUUUGACGAUAUUUCAGUUACUGUUACAUCCCUAGUUCCAGUUAGAAUUAUCGGGGUCUUUCUGAAUCCCGACAGGAUGGUUUCGGCGUCACUGAAGUCCAGACUUUGUCCAUCACCCAGUGACUUCAGGAAAGUUUCAUGGUUCAUCCUCCACAAGUCACAAGUUUCUCUCUCACUCUAAACUUUCUUUCUGCUGCUCCAUUUCCGUUUUCAGCAGCAGAUUUCACGACUCGCAGCAGGACAGUGUUUUUUCCUGCAGGAGACAUGCUCAGUAAAGGGUCUGUGACUUUACUGCGCUAUGACUGACACAGGAGCGUGUACAGGAGUAACAGUCGCACUAGACACUGACACACAAGACUAGAGCCUCUCGCGACUGUCAGUGUGAAAAUUUAAAUAUAUAAAUCACACCAGAGAAUAAGUCACAGGAAACAUCCAAACCAUGAAUAAAAGUGCGACUUAUAGUCCGAAAACUACGGUAAUCGGUUCUCGUUACUCCAUGUUUACUGCACGAAGCACGACACACGAUUAUGUGAAAACUCUGAUCCCAAAAACAGACGCACGAGUGAAAAAUCGUCUCAAAAAAGGUCAAAAAUCACACAGUGUACGUCCGGACUUG